AUGCCACGACCGCCUAAAUUUUAUCAUAAUUGUUUUUUUAUGAUUAUUUUGGUCAUUUUGAUAGCUGCCAUAUCUUUGAAUUAUAAUGUCAACGCAUUUCCAUCACUAACUGGUGAUAUGACAUGCCCUGACAACUCUGUUAAUAACUUGGCAGCUCGUAAUAUUGACGUCGAUCAGUUUAACCAUAUAAAUCUAAUCGAAAAACGCCAAGACGACGAAGAGCAAGAUAUAGAGGCCGAAGAUCAAGAUAUAGAGGCCGAAGAACAAGACAUACAGACCGAAGAACAAGAUAUAGAGUCUGAAGAAUCAGGCGGAGAAGAAGAGGCAGGCGGAGAAGGCGAAGAAGAUAUGGGCGGAGAAGGCGAAGAAGAUAUGGGCGGAGAAGGCGAAGAUGAUAUGGGCGGAGAAGGCGAAGAAGAUACGGGCGGAGAAGGCGAAGAUGAUAUGGGCGGAGAAGGCGAAGACGAUAUGGGCGGAGAAGGCGAAGAAGAAAUGGGCGGCGAAGGCGAAGAAGAGACAGGUGAAGAAGAGAUGGGCGGAGAAAGCAAAGAAGAGAUAGGUGAAGAAGAUAUGGGCGGAGAAGGCGAAGAAGAGAUAAGCGAAGAGGCAGGCGGAGAAGAGACAGGCGAAGAAGAGAUAAGCGAAGAGGCAGGCGGAGAAGAGACAGGCGAAGAAGAGAUGAGCGAAGAAGAGGCAGGCGGAGAAGAAAUAGGCGAAGAAGGAGCCGAAGAGGAAGGAGUCGAAGAACAAGAUAACGAAUUUUUAAAGAAACGACAAUUUAACGAAGUUGCAGAAGAAGAAGAAGAAGAAGAAGGAGGCGAAUACGCAAACGAAGAAUAUGUUGAAGAAGAAGAAGAACCACCUAUAAGCAAUUUUCCAGACUUAGAUGAAGAUGAGUAUUAUGAAGAAGAAUACGGUCAAAAUAGAUACGAUGAAGAAGUUUAUGAAGAAGAUUUUCUUCGUAAAAGAGAAAUCGAAAAUCUUCAAGGAAAUAAUCAUAAGCUUGAUUCACUUCAUCGUCGACAUUAUAAUGAGCAAUCUUUUAUUCAGUAUCCUCAAAAACAUCAUCAUCAUCGGUCUCAAUUUCUAGAGCCUGCUCUAAUUAAAUCACGCUGUAUACAUGAGGAGUUGUAA
Molecule: messenger RNA, 1134 nt
Organism: Ambispora leptoticha
Lineage: Eukaryota; Fungi; Glomeromycota; Glomeromycetes; Archaeosporales; Ambisporaceae
Source: the annotation of a GenBank genome assembly